GUUUGUUUGGUUUGACAAAGGAACAGGCACACACAUUGUCCUCGACCACCAGCAGAACUGCCCCCAGCCAGAACGGGAUAGCUACAUUACAAACCCGUCAGCAGCCACAUGGUAAGGGAAGGACCAAGCCGUUUCUGCACCGUCCUGGUAAAGAAAUUACAGAGGUCAUCGCUGCCUCCCAUCUCUGAGAUCCCGCCACACAUCCUUUCUUACUACGCCUCAGCCGGCCGACUUGACUACCCCCCUCCCCGGAGUCGCUGCCAGUCCACUCCUGCAAGAAUGCUCAUUCCGCAGGCUCAGCAGCCGCAGCCGCAGCAGCUGUCUGACGGCGUCGUCCGCACGGCAUCCUUUGCCAGCCGGCCUCCAAGCCCACCAUACCUCCACAUCCCCACUUCAACGAGGGAAGACAAUAGCAAGUCUCUCACCCUGACCCCGUCCUACGCCGCCAUUGACCCUCGCACUCUCACCCCCGAGGACCUGCGCAUCAUCACCGGCGGAACAGUCCAGGAAGCCUCUGAGGAUUACAAGAACACGUGGAGGUAUGAAGACCGGCGCAAGGCCCAGCCCAUCCUGGACUUCCUCUACCUCGGCCCCCUCGCCGUGAUCCGAGACCAUGAGUUCCUCAGGCAACAAGGCAUCACUAUGCUUCUUGCGGUGCGCGAUGCGUCCAUGUCACACCUGCGCCUCGUCGCCGUGGAAAGGGCCGCCGCGGAGCUCAAUCUGCAGAGCGAGUAUGUCGACGUGGCCAGCCGGAACCAGCUCAUCCACGACUUCCCUCUCAUCAUCGCCAGGAUCAACAACCACCUCCUGAGUGUGUAUAAGAGUCAGCUACAGGCAGUCAAUGACGCCGGUAAUAUGGCCAUCGACACGGCCACCUUCAAGCGGGGCAAGGUGCUCGUCUUCUGCGAGACUGGCAACGAGCGGUCCGCCGUCGUCGUGGCGGCCUACCUGAUGGCCAUCUAUGGCGCAAGCUUGGUCAACACUGUUCAGUUCAUCUCUGCCCAGCGUUUCUGUGCCACCUUUGACGAGGAAAUGAAACAUAUGCUGCGGUCCUUCGGGGACAUUCUCGAGGCGCAGAGAAUGGUCUCCAACGGGGCCCAGCAGGCUGGCAACGGCCAGGCCUUCAUCGGCCGCCAUUUGCAUGGCGCCACGGCUGGUGCAGACCCAGUGUCUAAGAAGAGGGGCAUCGAUGACACUAUGGAUGAGGACGAUCUAGAGGAUGAUCCCUCAAUGGACCAUGAUCGCUAUGAAGACAGGGUUGCCUUCACGCCGUACAGGCAGAACUGAGUCGGUGCGUCGCAGCCACCGGCCAAGGUGGCAGGUCUGCCAAUGCUCCGGAGCGACCCAUGAUCCGCAGACUAGAGUUAUUUGUCAACUGCUUGGAGUUGCGUCGUUCGGUCAGCGUCUCUCACAUGUCACGCGAUUAUGGACGCAGGGCAAGGUAUAAUCAGGGUCACCCACCCCAUUUUAUUUUAUUUUUCUCAUUGGGAGCGGUGGACAUUUCGUUUGCAUGGCGUUGGCGUUGGCUGAUUUACUGAUACCCAUUCUCUUGGGCGUUCUUGAGCAAGGGGUCUUGCCAAAUAUCAAAAGAAGAAGCCCGGGGAUGUUUGGGCGGCAGUCCAGGAUUGAUACGUGUCGAUAGAGCUCAACUCGAGGCUGCUGCAUAUCGAGUAAGCUGCCGUAAAC
This is a messenger RNA of Diaporthe batatas, 1686 nucleotides long. RefSeq lists its product as uncharacterized. The coding region runs from base 109 to 1287 and encodes 392 amino acids. The transcript has a single exon. Gene Ontology annotation, cellular component: nucleoplasm; cytoplasm. Gene Ontology annotation, biological process: protein dephosphorylation; regulation of ERK1 and ERK2 cascade; negative regulation of SCF-dependent proteasomal ubiquitin-dependent catabolic process. Gene Ontology annotation, molecular function: protein tyrosine/serine/threonine phosphatase activity; F-box domain binding. The record is from RefSeq and is a predicted model, not a curated record. NCBI's taxonomy places the organism in Eukaryota, Fungi, Ascomycota, Sordariomycetes, Diaporthales, Diaporthaceae.